AUGGUCGCUAUCAACUCCCGCUUACGGACGAUUCUUCCCCUAGCCGCCCUCUUCGCUCUGGUUCUCGUCCUCGUCCGCUUUCACGAAAGCAUCAUAAACCUGGAUUCCCUCUACAACCUUGCGAAACAUACAAAAACCACGCCGUCAUCUACAAAUGAUAAGGACAACAAGCAGUCGCUCUCCGAAACUCCAGUCUACAAGCCAGCGCCGACGUACACCUCGCCUCCAGUGAUCGACCCCUUCCCUCUCCUCGCCAACACCGACUCGCCGCCCCCCUCGAUCCCCGCGCACAACGUCCCGCGCAACGACCUAUACAAAGAUUACGGCCUCGAUGCGCAGCCACCACUCUUCAUCGGCUUCACCCGCCAGUGGCCCAUACUCCUACAAUGUGUCGUCAGCUACAUCACAGCAGGCUGGCCGCCCUCCAGUAUCCACGUACUCGAGAACACGGGCGUCCAGUUCGCCAACGCCCAGGGCAAGCUCUCCCUCCAGAACCAGUUCUACCUGAACCACACGACUCUGAAGCGGCUGGGUGUAAACGUCAUUCAGGCACCCGCCCUGCUCUCCUUUUCGCAAAUGCAAAACAUGUUCUUGCACGAGGCGCAUAAGAACAACUGGCCAUACUACUUUUACUCCCACCAGGACGUCCUCGUCUUUUCCUUUGAGGACGGCAAAGACGACACUCACCGGCCCGGCGACCGCAAAUGGGAAUUCUACGAUGAGGAGGAGCAAAAUGAGAUCAUGAAUCCGCCUGCGGCGGGACAACCAGGCUAUCGAACCAUCUACGAGAACUGCCUACGGGAUCUCGACACCACAGUAAGGCGUAACGAGAGGUGGGGGUUCCGGUGGUACCAGUACGACCACUUGACGCUAGUCAACCGCGCCGCGAUGGACGCCAUUGGCGGAUGGGACUCGCUGAUUCCGUACUACGCGACCGACUGCGACAUGAAUGCGCGUCUGGCCAUGGACGGCUGGUCGAUGAAGCACCGUAGGGCGGGCAUCAUCAACGACAUUUCGACGCACCUCGAAGACUUGUCCGUCCUCUACAGGGUGCCCGGUGCGGUGCCGAAAAUGGUCGACCCGAAUCCCCCGCCCCCGCCUCCGCCCCCGCCGCCGGAAGAGAAGAAACCCGAAGAUGCAAAGAAAAAGCGAGACGACGAACUCGCAGCGAAUUCCACCAUCACAGACGAGGCAGAGUCCUUCCGCGCCGUGGUCCGAACGGGCCUGGAAAUGACAAACUACAAGUACAGAGACAGCGACCACAACCGCAACUCGUGGCAAAAGAGCCAGCACGGCGGCGAGGGCGAGCCGUAUUACUACGACGCUGCUGGGUUCGCAGAGGCCUUUGAGAUGCUGGUCGCUGCCGGGCGCCGGGUCUUUGAGCUGAAGUGGGGACGCGGCGGGUGCGAUAUCGCCGAGGGGUUCGGGUUAAAGAUUACGGACCAGUGGCGCGUCUUGCCCCCGAAAAAGAAGGAUGGUUGA
Messenger RNA from Colletotrichum phormii, 1482 nucleotides. RefSeq lists its product as uncharacterized. Bases 1 to 1482 code for a protein of 493 amino acids. The record is from RefSeq and is a predicted model, not a curated record. The transcript has a single exon. NCBI's taxonomy places the organism in Eukaryota, Fungi, Ascomycota, Sordariomycetes, Glomerellales, Glomerellaceae.